Drosophila simulans is the source of this 399-nucleotide messenger RNA. RefSeq lists its product as uncharacterized. Lineage: Eukaryota; Metazoa; Arthropoda; Insecta; Diptera; Drosophilidae. The record is from RefSeq and is a predicted model, not a curated record. The transcript is spliced from 2 exons. Bases 27 to 272 code for a protein of 81 amino acids.
UCUACUUUAAUGCAUUUCUUUCAGAAAUGAUUCUGUUACAUUUUCUACUAAGCUUAGUGCUCCUCAAAAGUGCCACAGAAUGUUCUUUUCUAAAGGGUUGCAAUUAUGGUGGAUCCUGCGUGGAUGAGAAAUGGCGAAACGACACUCAUUGGAAUAUCAUUUGCAUGGAAUGGAUGGAACUUGACAAAGGUGAAAUUGAUACCUGUCCAAAACCCUGGAAAUGCUGCCAUACUACGCAAUACGAAAAGAAGAUUCCGUAUCCAAAACACUAACCGUGAAGCCCUAAACUUAAAUUCAGCUACAAUAAAUGUGAAACUGGUUUCUCAUUUUAUGGGCCAAUAAAAUAAAUAAAGUCAAAACAAAAGGGCACGCGCUUCUCUUAAUCUUCAGUAAAACAAA